Molecule: messenger RNA, 890 nt
Organism: Scomber scombrus (Atlantic mackerel)
Lineage: Eukaryota; Metazoa; Chordata; Actinopteri; Scombriformes; Scombridae
Product: cytochrome c oxidase assembly factor 3 homolog, mitochondrial
Exons: 2
Coding region: 19-294 (91 amino acids)
Biological process (GO): mitochondrial respiratory chain complex IV assembly
Cellular component (GO): mitochondrial inner membrane
Source: RefSeq, a predicted model, not a curated record
CUGAUUAUCUAAACAGUCAUGGCGGAGAAAGGAGAAACAGGGUCUUCUAAACCAACAUUAACAGCUGCAGAGAAACAGCUGUACCGCAGCAGGCAGGAGCUCAACUACAUGAAGCAACAGGCGGCUCGGAUCCGCAGCAGAAACCUGAUGACCGGCCUGGUGAUAGGAGCGUUUGUGGUCGGCAUGUUUAGCUACACCAUCCUGUCCGUCAAACAGGAGAGAGUUAUAGACGAGCUGGAUGAUGAAGCCAGGAUCCACAUCACCAGAGGGCCACGGACCGGAGCCAACUCCUGAAGACACUGAACAUGAACUGUCCUGGACUUUCUGCUUCCUGGCUCAAUGCAGGGCAUUACAUGUGGCAUCUAUAGAGGGUGACGAUUUCAUGUCUGCAGAACAACUUACAUAUUACCUGACAUUUCACUGUAAGUUUCAGUAUAAAAAUAUAUCAAAUAUUUAUUUAAAAUGGAUGAUUUUCAACUAUUUUCUGCUGCUUUGAACAUUCAUGGUAACAUACUUUGAAUCUUGUGUAACCCUGAUAGUAAGAAGACUACUAUAACACCAAACUCCAUUAAAAAAAUCUUGUAAUUUAUUAUCAUCUAACAUGUCAUCAAAAAUACAGUGUGUCUCUGAUAAAUCACCUUUUUCGUAAUUUAGCAAAUUGACAACCAAUCCAUUAAGUUGCUCUUGUUAAACAAUAUCAGCUCUUCAAAUGAAUGCUCAUCUCUGUUGUCUGUGGUGUAAUCUGGUGGAAAUAACAUGAAAAUGUACCUUCACAUUUGAUGUGUCUGGUAUUUGUCAGAUUACCAGGCACACAUGUGGUGCAAUGGAUUUAAGAGUGUUUUUUUUUUCUAUAUUAAAAAAAAUAUAUAAAUAAAAAUGUGUAUAUUCUG